This is a messenger RNA of Trematomus bernacchii (emerald rockcod), 2978 nucleotides long. RefSeq names its product zinc finger DHHC-type palmitoyltransferase 14 (gene zdhhc14). Gene Ontology annotation, biological process: protein targeting to membrane; peptidyl-L-cysteine S-palmitoylation. Bases 596 to 2131 code for a protein of 511 amino acids. Gene Ontology annotation, cellular component: endoplasmic reticulum; Golgi apparatus. NCBI's taxonomy places the organism in Eukaryota, Metazoa, Chordata, Actinopteri, Perciformes, Nototheniidae. The transcript is spliced from 10 exons. The record is from RefSeq and is a predicted model, not a curated record. Gene Ontology annotation, molecular function: protein-cysteine S-palmitoyltransferase activity.
UUGAAGGGGGAGGAGCAGGCUGCGAGGCGCUGCUCCGUGUUGGUGUUUGUUGUGUGCGAGGGAGGCAGCACUGUGGGGAGAGCGACACAAUGUGAACGACUGACUGGCCUGCCUCCACGCAUCUUGGGCAAUGCUUUAACUUUCCCUCCGAAAACGCAGCUGAAUGGUGAAUAUUUCCGGUGAUUUGUGGCCGUGUGUCGCUGUGAGACACCGGGACAUAUGGCUGUGAGGUCGCUUCGUGCUGUGCGCAAAGACUCGCUCAGGAUGCUGGAGCUCGUCUGAGAGCACCCCGCCGAGCCGUCUUUCUCUGGAUUUUUCCCUUUUUUUUUUUUUUUAAACGUAGCUCUCAAUCGUUGACUCCUUCUUUAUCCUUAAACUUCUAAAGAUGUCGUUCUUAAUCUUGUUCUCGCCUCGCAACAAACCUGGAUAACGAAAGGAGUAGCUACGUGACAACACCCAGCACGACGACCAGCGGUACUUUCCUUCGGUGAGCAGCGCUUCAGCUGCGGCUUCAGCGGGCAGAGAGACGAUGUGAAGCCGCGAGGCACAUCUGCCCCGGGAUUUAUUCAGCUGUGGAGAUUUGAAUCAGCAAUUGAUGCAUCUCGGGGUGUCUGAGUCCAUGAGAGAGUGCGAGUACAGCCAAAUAAGCACUCGCUGCUCCACGCCAAUGGAGACCCCGUACAAGAAAAGGACCCCAAAGAGGAGGAAGUGGGAGUCUUUCCCAGGUCGGAAUAAGUUUUACUGCAAUGGGAGGCUUAUGAUGGCCAAGCAGACAGGGGUGUUCUACCUCACCCUUGUACUCAUUCUAGUGACUUGUGGACUUUUCUUCACUUUUGAUUGUCCGUUCCUGGCGCUGGAGCUGACUCCAGUCAUCCCAGUCAUAGGAGGUGUGCUGUUUAUGUUUGUGUUGGGGACACUUCUCAGAACCAGCUUCAGUGACCCAGGGGUGCUGCCCAGGGCCACCCCGGACGAAGCAGCUGACUUGGAGAGGCAAAUAGAUGUGGCUAAUGGCAGUACGGGCUACAGGCCUCCUCCCAGGACGAAGGAGGUGGUAAUCAACGGCCAGACAGUCAAGCUGAAGUAUUGCUUCACCUGCAAAAUCUUCAGACCACCACGUGCCUCUCACUGCAGCCUCUGUGACAACUGUGUGGAGCGUUUUGACCACCACUGUCCCUGGGUGGGGAACUGCGUGGGAAGGAGGAACUACCGUUUCUUCUACAUGUUCAUCCUCUCGCUCUCCUUCCUCACCAUCUUCAUCUUCUCCUUCGUCAUCACACACAUCAUUUUGCGCUCCCAUCAAAACGGGUUUCUCAAAGCACUCAAAGAUAGUCCUGCUAGUGUGCUGGAGGUGGUGGUGUGCUUCUUCUCUGUCUGGUCCAUAGUGGGCCUUUCAGGCUUCCAUACCUACCUGAUCAGCUCCAACCAGACCACAAAUGAAGAUAUAAAAGGUUCAUGGUCUUCUAAAAGAGGGAAGGAUAACUAUAACCCCUACAGCCAUGGCAACAUAUUCACCAACUGCUGUGCAGCGCUGUGUGGACCCUUGCCACCGAGCCUCAUUGACAGACGGGGCUUUAUCCAAUCAGGCAUGCCGCAGCUGGCACCACCAACCAAUGGCAUCACCAUGUAUGGCGCCACCCAGUCUCAGCAGAGCCACAUGUGUGACCAAGACCAGUGCAUUCAGAGCACCAAAUUCGUUUUGCAGGCCGCCGCCGCCACCCCUCUCCUCCAGCAGCAGAGCAGCGAGCCAGUCAUCCUGACGGCCUCGACGGAAAACGGGGGCCCUCUACCCGGCCGCACCUCCCUCAACCUGGGCGGCCCGUGCACCUCGCUCCCACUCGGCCAGCCCACUCCUCCGACGUCCACCCCCAGCCUCAGCUGCCACGAGGCCUCAGACAUGUUACCAAUCCACGGACACAGCCACGCACACAACCACGGCCACACCCUGCAGGAGCCAAUGGCCCACCACCACUUCCUCACCCCCGAGGAGGUGCCCUCGCCCCCUGGCAUGCUUCCCUGCGGCAGCCCCAUGGGUCACAGCCACACUAUGCAGGCCGGCUUCUACAACCCAGCCAGCCAGGACUCACUGCACGAGGACUCUGUGAGAGGAUUGGUGAAGCUCAGCUCUGUCUGACACCGGGAUGUUACCCCCCCCCCCCCCUCCUAACUCCUCACUCCUCAGAACCAUGAAACUCUACUGUGCCACAUCUGGACCCGCCCUCUCUCACUAUUUUUCCUUUCUCUCCUCAGCGGGACUUGAUAACGGAGAAAGGCUGUGGUUUAAAUUCAGCUGCUAGAAACUGUGGAAUUUAACUGAAGUGAAACCAGUGUCUUGCCAAAGCUCUCGAAACAUGGAGAGAUGUUUUCUAAUGUGGCUCUGGUGACCUGUGACAGAAAAAUGCUUUCUUUUUUUUUUACUAAAAGGGAAGCAUAUUCCUGGAAACUGAACGGCGGUGUUCCUUCUUCAAAGCGGCGUAUGUCUGUGAGCCACGUUGAGCAAAAAAAGAACAGUACAUGACAUUUUUGGUCAAAAUGAUGAAUAUCUGUCAAUGCAUCACGUUUUUGUGACAUAUUUUUUUGUUGUAAUACUGACUCUAACCUAUUUGCCUGUUGCUGAUGGACAGUGUAUUUUGCCUUUUUUCUCAGCAGUGCAAUGGUUGAUGUCAUCAUGUUGCAUAUCAUCCUGCUUUUUCUAUGUUAAAAAAAGAGACUGUUGUACUGUACCAUGGUUAUUACAAAUCUUACAAAUGAUUAUAUUUCCUGUGGACAUUAAUAAAACACCAACUUUUUAUCAGAUGCGAAUGCAUUGAUAUUAAGGUUUAGAAGGCAUAAUGUGUGUGAAUGUCAUCAUAACAAUUCCUCUAAAGUGAAUCUUGUGACCAAUGCCUCUGGUCACAAGGUGUCAAUGAGAAAGAUUAAAACACAAGCUUGUUGGAUGAAUACUGCUAAACAUUUAUUAUUUUAAAAUAAUGUUUUUUUUA